UUCAUUUCAUCGUUCAUUUUUGUGGAAAAGAAUGAUCAUAGUGGUCUCGGCGUAGUUUUAUUUUUAUUCCUAUUGGUGUAGUGAGUGAAAAGUAAUAAAAAAAGCUUUGAUAUUGUAACUCAAAAUGUUUAGCUGGUUAAAAAAAGAAGGUGAAAAGACAGAAAGUAUUGAAAAUGUAGUAGAAGGUCUCAAAAGGAUAUACAGAACUAAACUUUUACCGCUCGAGUUACACUAUCAGUUCCACGACUUUCAUUCGCCUCAGCUUGAGGAGCCGGAUUUUGAUGCAAAGCCUAUGAUACUGCUGGUCGGGCAGUACUCGACGGGAAAAACCACAUUCAUCAAAUAUCUCCUAGAGCGAGAUUUCCCCGGCAUUCGUAUCGGGCCGGAACCCACCACAGAUAGAUUCAUAGCUGUUAUGUUUGAUGAAAAAGAAGGAGUUAUUCCGGGAAACGCACUUGUAGUUGACCCUAAAAAGCAGUUCCGACCACUUAGCAAAUUUGGCAAUGCUUUUUUAAACAGAUUUCAAUGCUCUACUGUCGCGUCACCGGUGCUUCGUGGUAUUUCUAUAUUAGAUACACCUGGAAUCCUCUCCGGGGAGAAGCAACGUGUUGACCGAGGAUAUGACUUUACCGGAGUGUUGGAAUGGUUCGCAGAGCGCGUCGAUCGUAUUAUAUUGUUGUUUGACGCCCACAAACUAGACAUAUCAGAUGAAUUUAGGAGAAGUAUAGAGGCAUUAAGAGGUCACGAUGAUAAGAUUCGUAUUGUUCUUAAUAAAGCAGAUAUGAUUGACCAUCAACAGUUAAUGCGUGUAUAUGGUGCACUGAUGUGGUCAUUAGGUAAAGUACUUCAAACUCCUGAGGUGGCUAGAGUGUACAUUGGCUCAUUCUGGGACCAACCUUUACGCUACGAUGUAAAUAGACGGCUUUUUGAAGACGAAGAGCAGGAUCUUUUUAGAGAUAUGCAGUCCCUUCCAAGAAAUGCUGCAUUACGAAAGUUAAAUGAUUUAAUAAAACGAGCACGUCUAGCUAAAGUCCAUGCAUAUAUAGUAAGUGAACUUAGGAAAGAAAUGCCAUCAAUGUUUGGUAAAGAUGGCAAAAAAAAGGAUUUAAUAAAGAAUCUGGCGCAAGUAUAUGACCGUAUUCAAAAAGAACAACAAAUUUCACCAGGAGAUUUUCCUGAUAUUAAAAAGAUGCAGGAAUUAUUAGCAAAUCAUGACUUUACCAAAUUCCAUCCAUUAAAGCCUAAACUUUUGGAAGUAGUGGAUCACAUGUUAGCUACUGAUAUCGCCCGACUCAUGGACAUGAUCCCACAGGAGGAUGUCAAUAUUGUGAACGAGCCACUCAUUAAAGGCGAGCCCGAUGGCCCAGUGGCUGCGACUGUGGCGCGAUUGCAUGACAGACGCGGCUUCUUGGCAGGUGGUGCAUUCGAAGGUGUUGAAGACCAGGUGUCGCCGUUUGGAUACGGCCGCGGCGAGGGCGUAGAUGCAGGCCAUGGUGAUCCCGAAUGGAUCUGCAGCAAGGAGAAGCCGCGAUACGACGAGUUAUUCCAAUCACUAAACCCCAUUGAUGGAAAAGUCACCGGAGCCGCCGCAAAAACGGAGAUGGUGAAAUCGAAGCUGCCAAAUUCGGUGCUGGGCAAGAUCUGGAAAUUGUCCGACAUCGACAAGGAUGGAUUCCUCGACGAAGAAGAAUUCGCGCUCGCAAUGCACCUUAUAAAGGUCAAGACCGACGGACAUGACCUACCCCAAGACCUUCCUCCCCACCUCAUACCCCCCAGCAAGAGGAACUAACAACUUGUUGUGCUUCCAGACUCACUGUAAUUACAGUAGAUUAGCUGGGUAAGAAUGCAAAAGUUCUGUAUACAAAAAAUAUACUGCCUGUUUAUUGUUAGAAAUUACUAGUGUUUUUACAUUUGAGAUCUGGAAGAUCUGCCCAAAAUCCCACUUCUCUAACAUUUGCUGUCGCCCUCGAGUCGCAAUAAUUCGAGAGGUUUAGUUGUAAUCUUUUGAAAUUAAUUGCAAUAUUUUAUCCGAUCUACUUAUAAGAUGGCAAAUGUUUCCGAACGUAUAUUUCUAUGACCGCUGAGGGCUUGUUAUGAUUUAGCUGUGUUUAGUAAUUGUAGAAUCGUGUUUAACUUAUUCAAACCAAUAGAUAGCGGUAUGUUCAACCACUAUUUUAUUCACGAUGACAGCGAUUCUAAGUUGUAACAAGUGCUCAAUGGUAUGCACUGUAGAACGCAUACAUGCAUCGCCCCAUUGCUAUUUAUUGCUUGGUUUUUUUUAAUAAACAAAUUCUUCUUUUUUUCCUAAUGUUAACCUUAUGAGAGAGCGUGAUUUGAGCAUACAAAUGGUUUUUUUUCAUUCACAACAUUACAUUGUGCAAUACAUGAAGAGAAAUUUAAGAAACAUCCUCAAAAUGUUAUGGUUAUGUUACACAAUAACAAAUAAAAGAUGUUUAAAGUUAUUUGAGAUGUUAAUUGAAGUUAAAUUAGUUUAGAUUUUACUUUAUUUAUUCAUCAUACAUUUUUGGUGCUUUUAUAUUUUAUGAGUUCAUUUAAAUUGAUCCUCAGAUAUUUCUUAUCAUCCAUGCAUAAUAUUCAUAAAUUGUUUUAUAUUUAUUAAUUUUAAGGUGUUCCUAUUAGUGAUUUUUCUAAAGAAUAAUCCAUGAAAUGCAUAAUGGUUAUUAAUUUUCAUUUUAAUAAAUUAUGUCCAUUGUUUAAACACUUUUCUAUAACCUAUUUUCACCUGUCAAUUGUUGCAUUUAUUUAAUUGUAUGAUUGAUAGUGCAUUUUUCUCUCACAAUAAUUAGAUAAAUAUUACAUAAACUUUGCUGUAUACUGUCUGAACAAAGGCUUCUUAUACUUUUUCUAUGUAAAUAUGGAUUUAUAUGAUUAUGUUUUGAAAGGCCCCUCUGCAUUCACCAUGGAGAUGCAAUCAUAUAUUUUUACAUUUUGCUACUGUGUGUACAUAAAAAUAAAUGUAUUUAUCAUAAAUUAUACACAGAGUGUAAUAAAUAGAUAAGAAAAAUAUUAA
Pieris napi is the source of this 3031-nucleotide messenger RNA. RefSeq names its product EH domain-containing protein 1 (gene Past1). The record is from RefSeq and is a predicted model, not a curated record. The transcript has 4 exons. Gene Ontology annotation, cellular component: cytoplasm; clathrin-coated pit; plasma membrane. Lineage: Eukaryota; Metazoa; Arthropoda; Insecta; Lepidoptera; Pieridae. The coding region runs from base 125 to 1789 and encodes 554 amino acids. Gene Ontology annotation, biological process: clathrin-dependent synaptic vesicle endocytosis; endosomal transport. Gene Ontology annotation, molecular function: molecular adaptor activity; protein binding; GTP binding.